Messenger RNA from Fundulus heteroclitus (mummichog), 2917 nucleotides. RefSeq names its product delta-1-pyrroline-5-carboxylate synthase. NCBI's taxonomy places the organism in Eukaryota, Metazoa, Chordata, Actinopteri, Cyprinodontiformes, Fundulidae. The transcript has 17 exons. The record is from RefSeq and is a predicted model, not a curated record. The coding region runs from base 160 to 2493 and encodes 777 amino acids. Gene Ontology annotation, cellular component: cytoplasm; mitochondrion. Gene Ontology annotation, molecular function: glutamate 5-kinase activity; glutamate-5-semialdehyde dehydrogenase (NADP+) activity; ATP binding.
CGUUUCGUGAAUAGCUAAAGUUCCGCCGCUCUUCCCAAACAACGUGGGCUGUGGAUGUGGCAGCGGCCAGUCUGACUACGUGUCUCCUCUUUGCAGAGCUCCGUCGUCUCGGUUGCUUUGCGAACUCUUCCCGCUGCCAGGUCUCCGGGUGUUGGCGCCAUGUUUGCCAGGCUGGCUCUGUGUUCUCGCCUGCCAUCCAGGAUCCGACAGUCCAAUGUCUGUCCCGUCUCCACCAGAGGGUACUCCCAGGCUAAAUUUGUGCUCCCACGGCCCCAUGGGAAGUCGUUCGCCCACCGCAGCGAGUUGAAGCAGGCCAAGCGCAUCGUGGUGAAGCUGGGAAGCGCCGUAGUCACACGGGGGGACGAGUGCGGCCUGGCGCUGGGCCGGCUCGCCUCCAUAGUGGAGCAGGUGGCCGUGUUGCAGAACCAAGGCAGGGAGAUGAUGAUCGUUACCAGCGGCGCCGUGGCGUUCGGGAAGCAGCGGCUGAGGCACGAGAUCCUGUUGUCUCAGAGCGUCAGACAAGCCCUGCACUCUGGACAGAACCAACUCAAAGACAUGUCUGUUCCAGUUUUGGAGGCCCGAGCUUGUGCAGCUGCCGGACAAAGUGGUCUGAUGGCUCUGUAUGAAGCUAUGUUCACCCAAUACAGCAUCUGCACCGCACAGAUUUUGGUCACCAACCUGGAUUUUCACGACGAGCAGAAGCGUCGCAACCUGAACAGCACGCUACACGAGCUGCUGCGCAUGAACAUCGUGCCUAUAAUCAACACCAACGAUGCCGUUGUGCCGCCCCCUGUCCCCAACAGUGACCUACAGGGGGUAAAUGUCAUAAGCAUUAAGGAUAAUGACAGCUUGUCUGCACGGCUGGCUGUUGAGAUGAAAGCUGAUCUUCUCAUUGCUCUGUCUGAUGUUCAAGGCCUAUAUGACAGCCCUCCAGGAACAGACGACGCUAAGCUCAUUGAUAUCUUCUACCCCGGGGACCAACAGUCAAUCACGUACGGCACCAAGUCCAGAGUCGGCAUCGGUGGCAUGGAGGCCAAGGUGAAAGCGGCCCUUUGGGCUCUUCAAGGAGGGACCUCGGUUAUCAUCGCCAACGGCACAGACCCUAAAGUCACAGGACACGUCAUCACAGACAUCGUAGAAGGGAAAAAAAUUGGCACCUUUUUCUCUGAGGUCAAACCUGCAGGACCGACUGUGGAGCAGCAGACGGAGAUGGCACGGCACGCCGGGCGCGCGCUGGCGUCUCUACUCCCUGAACAGAGAGGAGAAAUCAUCUGCUGUCUUGCUGAGCUCCUCACAGAAAAGAAGGAUGAGAUUCUGAGUGCCAACAGGAAAGACAUGGAGAUAGCAGCAGGCCGUUUGUCCCAGCCUCUGAUCAAUCGCCUCAGUCUGUCGACUGCUAAGCUGAACAGCCUCGCCAUCGGCCUGCGUCAGCUCGCCGUGUCCUCUGGGAACAGUGUGGGUCGGGUGCUGAGGAGGACGCGGGUGGCUAACAGCCUGGAGCUGGAGCAGAUCACCGUUCCCAUCGGGGUCCUGCUGGUCAUCUUUGAGUCGCGUCCGGACUGCCUCCCGCAGGUGUCGGCCUUGGCCAUCGCCAGCGGAAACGCGUUGCUUCUUAAAGGAGGCAAAGAGGCAUCAAACACCAACAAGAUCCUCCAUCAACUCACCCAGGAGGCGCUCUCCAUCCACGGCGUAGCUGAUGCCAUUCAGCUGGUGAGCACGCGCGAAGAGGUCGAGGACCUGUGCAAGCUGGACAAAAUGAUCGACCUGAUCAUUCCGAGGGGUUCGUCCGAGCUGGUCCGAGACAUUCAGCGGGCGGCUAAGGGCAUCCCCGUGUUGGGCCACAGCGAGGGAGUCUGCCAUGUCUACGUCGACAGCGAAGCCAGCAUAGACAAAGCUAUCGACGUUGUCAAAGACUCCAAAUGUGACUACCCCGCAGCCUGCAAUGCCAUGGAGACCCUCCUUAUUCACAGAGAUUUGCUCCGUACGCCUAUAUUUGACCAGAUUAUUGACAUGCUGAGAACAGAACAAGUAAAGAUCCACGCGGGUCCUCGCUUCGCAUCGUACUUAACUUUCAGCCCAUCCGAGGUGAAGUCUCUGCGCACAGAGUACGGGGACCUAGAGUGCUGCAUCGAGGUGGUAGACGGCCUGCAGGACGCCGUGGACCACAUCCACAAAUACGGCAGCUCCCACACGGACGUCAUCGUCACGGAGAACGAGGAAACGGCCGAGCAGUUCCUGCAGCUGGUGGACAGCGCCUGCGUGUUCUGGAACGCCAGCUCUCGCUUCGCUGACGGAUACCGCUUUGGCCUGGGAGCUGAGGUCGGCAUCAGCACAGCAAGGAUACAUGCCAGGGGACCAGUGGGUUUGGAGGGACUGCUCACGACCAAAUGGGUUCUCCGAGGGGAGGGACACACUGUGGCAGACUUCUCUGAGCAAGGCAGCAUGAAAUACCUCCACGAGACCAUCCCUGUCCCCCAGGGGAACUUUAAUUAGGAGAUCUCUCAACAGGAGCCAACACAACAGAUGUCUAAAUGCAGUUUUUUUUGUUUUUUUUAGAGACUUGUAUCAAACGGUGUCAUUUCAACUUCCUAGCUGCUCCUUCAUUGCCUGUGUGAGUCGACUAUAUCAGUGCAGGAGACAUGCAUGCGCAAUUGGGCAGAUUUUAUUUUUUUUUCCUCCAAUUUCCAUUUUCCUAAUAUUGUGAACCAGUUCUGAAACCUGUGAAUUUGAAUUUCAGAUGCAUCAACACACAAGAAUGAGUAGUUGUUGAAUAACAGCAAACAUACAUUAUGCUAAAGCAAACUUAAGCUCCUUUUACUCGUCUACACGCCCAUUUUUUACAUCGGGAUUAAAUAAAAUCAUUGGCUCAGCUGUGAUUUUCUAAUUUAUUUUUCUACAUUAAAAACUCUCCCUUUUG